UAUGAAAACAUUUCAUAUUUCCUAAUUCGGCGAAAACAGAGUCGCCGUAGAAGUUGAGCGAAGUCAGUUUUCGUAAUAGCUGCUGCCGCUCCCCAUAGCUUCUUCUUUCGUUUCUUUGACUAGCUCAGGCAACACUCGAGCGCGACGGAGAGAGGAAAAACAUAAUGAAGGAAGAGGGCUUUGAAGAAUGGGAUGCAGAUUUCUUGGACCAGUUAAUACAAGUGGAAGAACUUGCCCUAUCUUCUUCUUCCACCAAUCCAUUAUUAAUCCCUUCUCAGCCCACCACCACAGCAACUGCUGCUACUACCUUCUCAAUCCAACCGCCACAACAGCAGCAUUAUCAUCAUAAUACUUGCUUUAGUUACUCUCCUCCUCGCGAGCUCUCUCAAAAACCAAUUGAUUUCCACAACAACAACAAUGGUCUUUCCUUCUUCACCCCUCCUUUCUCUCUCCCACAACAAACCCAUAAAGAUCAAGAGAUUGAUCGCUUGAAGAGGGAGUUGGGAACUGUGUCGAAGAAGCUUUCUGACCUGGAACAAGAAUGCCUUCAACUUAGGAAUGAAAGGAACAGAAAAGAGGAGGAAAUAAAGUUUGUUUAUUCACGCACUGCAGAAAAAGAUAAUAGUGUUCAUACAAACUUGGAAUGUGGAGUUCUUACUGAAAAAAGUCAUGGGGCUACCAAGCAAUCUAGACAUGCAAAAGCUUUAGAGACUGAGAUCGGAUAUCCAAUUCGUUUAGCAACUUCAUCAUCAAAGGGCAUAGGAGUUCAGACAGACAAAGUUGGUGAACUCAGCAACCUAGACUUGAAUGGGGAUCUCCCUUCUCAGGAAAAUCUUUCUGACAAGCUGCUAGGCAUAUGGAGCUCUGCAAGUGACCAGAAGUUAGGAAGAAAUCUGAUCUCCAAGUUGUUUAUGGCUUGUGCAGUAGAUUUUCAUUUUCUUUUUGGGCACAUGAGCAUGAAUGCGUCCUCCGAAUCAGGGGAAUUUAGGUUGGGUGAAAGCUCUUCUAGUGCAGCUUUGCAGUACCACAUGCACUCUUUCGAUGUUUCUGAAGCUGCCAAAAUAUCAUAUCUGUAUUCUGUAUUGAUUAAGGUCAGUAAUGGACUGCUGCAUUUGGAGGCUAUGCUUGGGCCUUUGAUUGAUCUUUGUCGUCUUGAAAAUGUUGCUAUUCUUUGUAGUUCUCUAAGCAUACUGCAUAUGUUUCUGAAGCAACUACUAUUUUCGGGAAGGAAAUUGGGAGAAAGGGACACUGUCAAGGUUGAGGGAGCAAAAUCCGGGAACAAUUUCAAGGAUAGAGGCCUGUUUAGAGUGAGUGAGGAGGAUGCACCUUUUCCAAGCUAUGAGACGUUUGGGACUAAAUUUUGUGAUCCUCAACAUGUUUGCAAGAAGGGAUUCUCGGAUGCUGACAUUGGAUUGCCGUUUUCUUGUGUAAACUGGGUUUCUCUGUUUGAGUUGUUGCAUCAAAUUGCUGUUAGAAAAACACAAGGACGUGUAAGAUUGGAGGCAAUCUCUAUCAUGAAUGUGAUUCUAUUGAGAACAAAUGCUCAUGCAGAAAGGGAAAUAUUUGGCCAGGCACCAGUAUUUGAAAGCAUUGCACAAUUCUUAAAAAGGGAAGCCGGUUCGUAUGUGCAAAAGGAAUCACUUGAUCUACUAUUCUUACUAUUAAACUGUCCCAAAUUAUUGAGUGUCUUCCAUUCUGGCUGUAAAGAGGGGGAUAUUGCUGCAAAUGAUGCUAACAAUGCUUCAACUCGCAAAGGAUUCAGUGCCAUCCUUGAGGGUUUGGCAGACUGUAUUGCCUGCAGUGGAAAUGACAUUGAGGACAUACAACUUCGUAAGAGAGCUGUUAUUAUGCUGGCUUUUCUAGCCGCCUCAGGGAAAUCUGGGUUUGAAAUUCUGGUGAAUCACAAGCUACAUGGAGGGAAGAACUUUCUUAUGUUGAUUUUACAAGUGUUGAUAUCAGAAAUGGAUGUAGAAAUGUCAGUCUCUUCUGAGUCAGCAGAAAGCAUUAAAGCAAGGGUUCUGCUGAUGCGUGAAGUGCUGAUACUACUUAAUAGACUUGUAUCUAACCCAGGGUACUCGGCUGUUGUCUUACAAGUGUUAACAGCUAGUAGAGAAAUGGCCAGUUUGACCAUUGAUAUUGUAACAAGGUUGUCUCGAAAAGAUCAGAUACUGAGGCUAUCUGACAGUAUCACACGACAGAUGAGAGAAUCAGAAAUUGUUGACUUAGCUCGAGUGCUUAAAAAAAGGGUCUUUACGUAUUUAGGAGAUACGAUACCAUAAAACACCCUCACAUGAAAUUUCGUAUUGAGUUCUAGAUUUUGUAUCUAUAUGGUUAGCUGCACAUGAAGAGCUGCAAUGCCUGGGGGUUAGCUGUACAAGAAGAGCAGUGAAUGCCUGGGCACAUGUACAUAGAUAUUUUUUAAGUGCAACCAUUGAUGUAAUAUUUCUUUUUUUGAUAGGCAUCCACUAGACAUACAUUGUGUACACGGACAUGGAUCACCAUUCUCAGUAAAUUGGAUUUUGCUGUUUCCUA
Molecule: messenger RNA, 2532 nt
Organism: Ricinus communis (castor bean)
Lineage: Eukaryota; Viridiplantae; Streptophyta; Magnoliopsida; Malpighiales; Euphorbiaceae
Product: protein SENSITIVE TO UV 2
Exons: 12
Coding region: 165-2279 (704 amino acids)
Biological process (GO): DNA damage response
Source: RefSeq, a predicted model, not a curated record